Messenger RNA from Hirundo rustica (Barn swallow), 2729 nucleotides. RefSeq names its product transmembrane protein 180-like. The coding region runs from base 350 to 1753 and encodes 467 amino acids. The transcript has 8 exons. The record is from RefSeq and is a predicted model, not a curated record. Lineage: Eukaryota; Metazoa; Chordata; Aves; Passeriformes; Hirundinidae.
AGAAGAGGUGGGUCGGUGCCUCUGGAAGGGGCGGUGGUCGCCGGCGCUCGGGGGCGUUGAUGGCGGGGAGCGGCUGCUGAGGGAUGUCGGCUGCGGCUUGCGGCGGAGCAGGGCUGGCACAGCCCGGAGUGGGAUAGUGCGACUUGGCGUAGGGGAAGCCGGGGCUCGUAGUUGCCCCGCGUUGGGAGUGCUGAGGGAAGAGCGUGAGGAGGGACCCGGCGUGGCGUCCAGGUUUCUCAGUAAAAGAUUGUGAAACCAAACUGGCUAAAAAAAUGCAAAGUUUCAUCCCCUGAAAAUGGUAUUGUCUUUACAGGUGUAGAAAAGAAGAAGAGAGCUGUACUCCUGGAAGAUGAAGAUUCUUUGGGGAAUUCAUGCUAAUGCACUGGCAUAUUCCAUGACUACCUUAGGUGCUGGAAUGAUGAACAGCAUUUUUAAUUUCUACUACGUUAAGCUUUUCCUAAACCGAUACAAAAUUUCAGAAAGCGCAUUUCAUGUAGCACAGGUUGUGUUCAUGAUCUGGAAUGCCAUCAACGAUCCCCUUUUCGGGUACAUCCAGGACAACUCGCGGCUGAAGUGCUGCGCAAGGCGCCAGUUCUCGAUUUUGUACGGAGCGCCUCUGUACGGCUUGGCCUUCCUGCUGCCCUGGUUCCCCUGGAGGCGCUACGAGGAGGGGGACUGGCUGAGCGGCCUGCACCUCAUCAUCGCGCUGUGCGCCUUCGACGGCCUGCUGACCUUCGUGCUGCUGGCGCAGUGCGCGCUCUUCGCCGAGAGCUCCCCCAGGCACGACAGCCGGCUCCGGCUCAUCAAGUACAGCCAAGUGGCGACGUUAAUCGGCUCCACGAGCGUUCUCUUUUGCGGGCUCGUAUCGGAUAAUAUGGAAAACUUCGCUUAUUUUCAGGCUUUCACCGUUUUGAUCGCGGCGCUGGCCACGGCUUGUAUGUGUUGCACAGGUAAAUACACCACAAGUCAAUAUGAGCACAGAGACAUUCAUACAGAGGAUGCUAACGUGGAAAACGGUGAUGGAGCUUUCUCCCUGGCCUCAGUAGUUUCAUUGACGAAACAGAUCGUGACAGAGAAGAACUUUCUGUGUUUUGUAACAAUGAACUUCUUCCAAGUCUUCCACCUAGCCUUCUACAACAAUUUUAUGAUGAUCUUUGCGGAUAAUCUCAUUCCUAAGGAUGUCCUUUCGUCCUCAGUAAGAAGUAUCAUGUAUGGAGCAGGUUUUAUUUGUCCUCAGUGCCUUGUUCUUCUCAGUCAUGCUUUGUUGAAGAAGUUUGGUUAUUACAGAAUCAUCUUGUUUUCCUUUUACUAUGAAGGAGUAGCUGCUGCUGUCAUGUGUCUUCUAGGGCAAGAACACUAUUAUCUGCUGGCAUUUUAUGUCACAACAAACAUGGUAAUUGUGCAAGCUUCAUUUAGCUUGUUCAAUUUGCCUUUGGCAGAUAUUGUUGAUGCAGAUUUAAUAAAGCACAAGAGGAGAUUACCACUUUCCUCUAUGGUUUUUGGUACCAAUGCUUUAUUUACCAAGCCUGCCCAAUCUUUGGCUCCAAUGGUUGUGGUUACAAUACUAAAUCAUUAUGGAUAUUAUAACCUGAAUAAUGUACCUGGUCAUCCUGAUAUAAGCAGGUCGUUUUUAGAUCUCCAUGAUGCCAUGUUCUACCUCGUCUGCCUGGUUCCCCUCUGCAUUGCAGUCCUACAGAUCCUGACCUGGACUCCAUUUUCCAUCCAGAACAGCCACCUGGCAGCUCCACAGUAAAUAUGGAACCAGUGCUCAGUGCAUCUCCUGCUGAACCACAAGGGAGUUCAGUAAGUUGUUCAUGGGAGAAAGCAAAAUUGCAAGAUGAAACACAGUUUGAGCUGUUUCAGUAAAGUUGAAUUUUCAGUCUGUGUAGACUGUGAAUCCCAUUCAGCCUUAAUGCUGAGCCUACACUAGUUUUUUUUCCUAGUUCAGUUGCUUUCUGUUAAGGGAUGAUAUCCUUAAUUACUUUAUUUAAAGUAAUUUCUAGUGUAUAAUGAUUCCUGUUAACUCAUUGGAAGAAAGGAUAUGGCAGAUCAGGGAAAGGGACCCCAACCCUGGAAUUCAAGGGAACUGUAUUUUCUGAAGCUUACUGGUGCAUUAAUUUUGCCAUACUGAUAAAAUGGCAGAUCUCUGAAGUUAAUCUGGAAGAUCCCAGUGGACAUCCCUCGUGGAUGGCAGGGAGAUGAGAAAGGUUUAGAUGGUGUCUAGCUGCCCAGUAUCAAGACAAAUCUGACAGCUACCACAGGAAGAGCCAAGAGUAAUUAACUACUCCAUGAAAGUGUGUCAGGCUAAAGAAGAAAAGGAUUCAGGUGCUGUUCAGUACAAUAUGGAAAAAGCUCCCUAAGUCCUCACUGGCUUUCCAGAUCUCUGGUUGGUGGAAGGUCAGUGCAGUUUUCUGGCUUUAAAUGGGAAAAUAAUUUUGAAGGUAUCCUACAGUUGGUGCUUUUUACAGAAUGUCAUUGUGGCAAGGACAGCAUUGGUCUGUGGAUGCAGGGUUCAGCUCUUGGACAGAUGUGAGCACACACAGUUACUAAACCAAGCUCUACCUGUUCACUGGUGUUAUGUUGGCAAACUUCUUUGUUGUGUGACAAUGUAAGUCAAUUUCUGAAUCAUCAAGUUAAAGUUAGUUAAUUUCUGAUUGAUUCUUAUCAGUUAAGAUUUUAAAUGAGUCCUGUGAUUUUUAUAAAAUAAAGGGGUUUUGACAACAUUUCAG